Molecule: messenger RNA, 1890 nt
Organism: Chaetura pelagica (chimney swift)
Lineage: Eukaryota; Metazoa; Chordata; Aves; Apodiformes; Apodidae
Gene: IRS1
Product: insulin receptor substrate 1
Exons: 4
Coding region: 1-1890 (629 amino acids)
Biological process (GO): insulin receptor signaling pathway
Cellular component (GO): plasma membrane; cytosol
Molecular function (GO): phosphatidylinositol 3-kinase binding; insulin receptor binding
Source: RefSeq, a predicted model, not a curated record
AUGCAUAAACGCUUUUUUGUGCUGAGGGCAGCCAGCGAGUCUGGACCCGCCCGGCUGGAGUAUUACGAGAAUGAGAAGAAAUGGAGACACAAGUCAGGGGCCCCCAAGCGCUCCAUCCCACUAGAAAGCUGCUUCAACAUCAACAAACGGGCUGACUCCAAGAACAAGCACCUGGUGGCCCUCUACACCAAGGACGAGCACUUUGCCAUUGCAGCUGACAGUGAGCCUGAACAGGAGAGCUGGUACCAAGCGCUGCUGCAGUUUAAUGCGGGACUGGGGGAAGCAGGUGAGGACAGCUACGGUGAGGUAGCCCCUGGCCCGGCUUUUAAGGAAGUUUGGCAAGUAAUUCUGAAGCCUAAGGGCCUAGGCCAGACAAAGAACCUGAUUGGCAUCUACCGCCUGUGCCUGACUAACAAGACCAUCAGCUUUGUGAAGCUGAAUUCAGAUGCUGCUGCUGUGGUUCUGCAGCUGCUCAAUAUCCGCCGCUGUGGUCACUCUGAGAACUUUUUCUUCAUUGAGGUGGGGCGCUCAGCUGUCACAGGGCCUGGUGAGUUUUGGAUGCAGGUAGAUGACUCGGUAGUGGCGCAGAACAUGCAUGAAACCAUCCUGGAGGCCAUGAGAGCCAUGAGCGAGGAAUUCCGGCCCCGCAGCAAGAGCCAGUCUUCCUCCAACUGUUCCAACCCUAUCUCUGUGCCCCUUCGCAGCAGGCACCACGUCAACAACCCUCCACCCAGCCAGGUGGGGCUCAGUCGCCGGUCCAGGACUGAGAGUGUCACAGCCACCUCUCCUGCUGGUGGUGGGGGUGGAGGUACAGGUGGAAAACCCAGCUCUUUCCGGGUUCGCGCAUCGAGUGAUGGGGAAGGCACAAUGUCAAGACCUGCCUCUGUGGAUGGUAGCCCGGUUAGUCCCAGUGCCAACCGGACCCAUUCGCAUAGACACCGUGGCAACUCCAGGCUCCAUCCUCCACUCAACCACAGCCGAUCCAUCCCAAUGCCUUCCUCACGCUGCUCUCCUUCAGCUACCAGUCCAGUUAGUCUGUCAUCCAGCAGCACUAGCGGCCAUGGCUCCACCUCGGACUGCCUGUUUCCACGAAGGUCAAGUGCUUCGGUUUCUGGCUCCCCUAGCGAUGGUGGAUUUAUUUCUUCUGAUGAGUAUGGUUCCAGCCCAUGUGACUUUCGCAGCUCUUUUCGCAGCGUGACACCAGAUUCUUUGGGACACACCCCACCAGCUCGGGGUGAUGACGAGCUCAACUACAUCUGCAUGGGGGCCCCCAAUGGCCACUUCAUCCAACGCACCUGCCACCCGCAGCAGCAGCCCCGCUACCCUGGUACACCGUGCUGUCCUCGAGGUGGUAGCGAGGAGGUGACUGACUUGGAGAAGGUCUUCAGGAAGCGGACUCACUCUGCAGGCACUUCACCUACCAUCUCCCACCAGAAGACACCGUCACAGUCUUCGGUGGCCUCCAUAGAAGAGUACACAGAGAUGCUGCCUUCUUACCCCUGUGGCGGGAGCCGGUUGCUCUCCUACCGGCACUCAGCCUUUGUGCCCACGCACUCCUACCCAGAGGAGUGUCUGGAGAUGCACCACCUGGAUGGCAGCCAUCAUAGGACCAACUCUGCCCCGCACACAGAUGAUGGCUACAUGCCCAUGUCACCAGGUGUAGCCCCUGUGCCCAGUGGCAGGGUGGCCCCCAAGGGUGGUGACUACAUGCCCAUGAGUCCUAAGAGUGUGUCGGCCCCACAACAGAUCAUCAACCCUGGCAGGGGGGGCCGUCACCCUCCAGUCACAGUGGACUCCAAUGGACAAAUUCAGAGAGCAGACUUUAAGGACUCCUACUCAGAUGAUUUUGAGAGAACGUCUGACCAGUAUGUUCAAAGGGAGAAGAGUUAG